GUCCAGCGUAGCUCAUUACGUUCGGAGAUAGUGAAAGCCCCGCGCGCGGCUCGGACCCGAGAGCUGAACGCAAUGGCAAUCAUUCUACUAGAGCUGGCUGCAUCCCACCACGCAACUACACCAACAGUCUGAACCACUCCACCAGAAGCAAUGGCGUGCCCAGACUGCUUUCGCGGCGGCGUCGUCACCGGUGACCCGAAAGGCACGAUUGAAACCCUCUACGGCGUCACUACCUAUGUCGCCAAACCCCAGGGUACUUCCUCGUCUCCCUCAACGAUCGUGUAUUUCACCGAUGCGUUCGGCCUCGACCUCGUCAACAACAAGGUCCUAGCCGAUGCUUAUGCCUCCGCAACUGGUAUCCGCGUCCUGGUUCCUGACAUCAUUCCGGGAGGCCCGAUGCCAGCCUGGGUCCUGGACACCAUGGAAAAUGCAAUGGGUUCUGUCGGCCUAUUUGACAUUUCCGGUCAAAUCAACAGGAUCCUGAUGUUUGCCAGCUUGUUGCGACAGUUUGUACCCUUCAUGUACCGUGCCAGACCCACUAUCCCUGCGACGUUCAACAUUUGCCUGGACUACGCGCGCAAAGUCAAAGCGGACCUCCCCGCAGGGGGAAAAUUGGGACUUGCAGGUUUCUGCUGGGGCGGGUACCUCAGCGUCAAUUUGUGCGCGCAGGCCGAUAAGGAAGGUGGAGGUCAACGCCUUGUCGAUGCAUCGUUUGCUGCACAUCCAUCAUUUCUCAGCGCGCCGGGUCAAAUCGUGGAUGCUGUGUUGAAGUUCAAGUCGCCGCUUGCUAUCGCGCACGCGGAGAAGGACUUCAAUCUGAAAACGCCUGCGGUAGAGGAAGCAGAGGCUGCGUUGAGGCAGAAGGCGGGCAACGGAGAUGGAGAGAAUGGCUACAGCUAUCAGCUCACAACGUACAAGGGUGUAGAUCAUGGUUUUGCGGUUAGGGCGAAGUCUGGAGAUCAGACGGCGGCAGCGGCGGCGGAUGGUGCAAAGGAGCAGGCGAUUGAGUGGUUCAAGAAGUUCCUUUGAGCUCGACUGUCGACUGUCCGGCUAACAGUUGUAACUUAUCCGCUAAGAGUGGGAAAUCAAUGAAAGCUGUAACUCCCAUUAUCUUAUGCAAACCCAAUUUGGCUGCACUUGAGGUGCUCCAGUGGUGC
Paraphaeosphaeria sporulosa is the source of this 1157-nucleotide messenger RNA. RefSeq names its product alpha/beta-hydrolase. The transcript has a single exon. Gene Ontology annotation, molecular function: hydrolase activity. The record is from RefSeq and is a predicted model, not a curated record. Bases 151 to 1029 code for a protein of 292 amino acids. Lineage: Eukaryota; Fungi; Ascomycota; Dothideomycetes; Pleosporales; Didymosphaeriaceae.